CAACAUUAAUCAUGUUUUGGGGCAAGUUUUAGCAUCGACUAUUUACAAGAAACAGAGUUACAGCUUUGCCAUUGGAAGCAUCGGGAAGAGGGCGGGAAUAAAUGUGCGGUGGUUUGGGAGCAGGGAGGGAGGCAGUCAGACAGGACAGGGCAGGCACGGGACGUCGUCCUUGAGGAGUUCCAGACACUAAUGGAAAUACCAUUUUUCCAGUGUUCAGUCUUAAAUGGCGGCUCACUUUAACUUGAAUUAAUUCUUCUCAAAGUUGUUACUCUGACUUUUAAGACAGAUAAAGAUAAUUACGGUAAACCAAUGAGUUCUGCGGACGACCCACCAAACGUGAAAGCUGGUUACAGAAAUGGAGGGGCGACGGUGAAGAGAUUCAUUGAGAAAGUCCAUUCUCCUCACCUGUCCCUAAAUGACUCACUGGAGGGAGAUAUUCUGGCCUUCCUCACUGAUGAAGACCAGCUCCAUACUUAUGAUGACCUCACCAAAGUCAACCCAGUGACCCCAACAACAGUGCUGAAAUGCCUGCAGGCCAGGUACAGCGUGAAGGUGUUUUACACCCAUGCUGGCUGCACCCUGGUGGCUCUCAACCCCUUUCAGCCCAUUCCUGACCUCUACACUCUGGAUGUGAUGAAGGAGUAUCACUGCGCUCCUCAGCCCCAGGAGUUCAAACCACAUAUCUUUAUUGUGGCAGAAGAGGCCUACAGGAACGUUAAGGGUCAGCUGGAGCCAGUGAACCAGUCGCUGGUGGUCAGCGGUGAGAGUGGUGCAGGAAAGACAUGGACAUCUCGCUGCCUGAUGAAAUACUACGCCACCGUGGCGGCUGCCUCCUCAGUGGAGAAGAGUCAGGACACAGUGGAGAGGAUAGAGAGGAGAGUGCUGGACUCCAACCCUAUAAUGGAAGCUUUUGGCAAUGCCUGCACGUUACGGAACAACAACAGCAGUCGCUUUGGAAAGUACAUCCAACUGCAGCUGGACAGGUGUCAGCUGUUGGUCGGAGCGUCAGUUCAAACGUACUUGCUGGAGAAGACCAGGGUGGCCUGCCAACCAGCCAAUGAGCGGAACUUCCACAUCUUUUAUCAGAUGAUGAAAGGGGCCAGAGAUGAGCAGAGAAAGGAGUGGAUGAUGUAUCAGGACCAGUGUUAUGUGUGGCUGCCAAAUUCUGAAAAAAACAUCGAGGAGGAUUGUUUUCAUGAGACCGUGGAGGCAAUGGUUCACCUGGGCAUCGAUGCAGAGAGACAAGAACAAAUAUUUAGGAUCUUAGCAGGGAUUCUGCAGCUGGGGAACGUGAGUUUCUCUUCUUCAACGGACGAAUCCCAACCCUGUCACGUUGAUGAUCAGUCCAAAGACUUCUUGCAGAGGGCCGCUGAGCUGCUGGGUGUCCCUGCUGACGAGCUUCAGACGUGUUUAAGGGUGAGGACUCUGAAGGCUGGCAAGCAAAGCGUGCUCAAGCCCUGUCCCCAGGCCGAGUGCAGCAUGAGGAGAGACUGCCUGGCCAAAGUCAUUUACGCCCAGUUAUUUGAAUGGCUGGUUACAUUCAUCAACAACAGCAUAUGUGCGGACAAAUCCACGUGGUGCAACUUCAUUGGAGUUCUGGAUGUGUACGGCUUCGAGUGUUUCAAGACCAAUAACCUGGAGCAGCUCUGCAUCAACUACGCCAACGAGAAACUCCAGCAGCACUUUGUGGCCCAUUAUCUCAAAGCUCAGCAGGAGGAAUAUGUGUCGGAGGGGCUGAAGUGGUCCUUUGUCAAGUACCAGGACAACCAGAGCUGCCUGGAUCUCAUAGAGGGAAGCCCUGUCAGCGUGUUUUCUCUCCUGAAUGAGGAGAGUCGCCUUAAUCGAGCUUCAGACGCGAAAACGUUCAGGGUUCGUUUGGAGAAGGAGCUCUGUGAUAACACCAACAUCAGCUGGGACAAGUUCAGCAAAGUGCCACACUUCACUGUCGCCCAUUAUGCUGGCAAAGUCAGCUACCUCAUAGAGGGCAUGAUGGAGAAAAACAAGGACCCGGUGCCUCCAGAGCUCAUCGGCCUGCUUGAAAAGUCUGACAACCACCUGCUUCACCACAUCUUCACUGACAAGGAGGCAGAGAACACGACAACCAGGGGCCUCAGUAGAGUCACUGUGGUUUCCAAGUUCAAGAACUCACUAGAGAACCUGAUGAAGAUCCUCCACACCACAACCCCUCACUACACUCGCUGCAUCAAACCCAACCCUGACUGCAAGCCGCUGACCUUCAAGAAGGAGGAGGUCAUCAUGCAGUUGGAGGCCUGCGGUAUAGUGGAGACCAUUCAUAUUAGUGCUGCUGGCUUUCCAAUAAGAAUUCCUUUUAAAAGCUUCUUGCAACGUUACGGAGCCAUUUCAAAAUAUUCACCGUCAGGAAGACACAGUGUUGAUUUGGAGGCUGACAGCGAUGACAAUCUUCAGCAAGAGGCGGACAAGCUCCUCAGCGUGGCGUUACAGCAGCAGUAUUCCAGAGAAAAGCACAAUUCACUGGUGCACUGUGGAAGGACUAAAGUUUUUCUCACCCAGGCGAUGCUAGAUUUGCUGGAGGAUCAGAGGAAGAGGAUCCUGUCUCAGUGUGCCUUCACCGUUCAGUGCUGCUGGCUGCGGUACCAACGGCGCAGACGCCACGCCCACCGGCAGUCCGCCACAUUGAUCCAAGCAGUGGUGCGGUCCUGGCUGGUCAGGAGGCAGGUCCAAAGAUGGAACAGAGCAGCUGCAGUCAUCCAGAACACCUGGAGGAGCUGGAAGGCCAUGUUGAAAUCCCUGGCCGAGGCAGAGCUGGACGACGCGAAGGACCUCGAGGAAGAGGAGCCGCCGGCACUGAACGCCGUUGUCAGGGAGCGCGGCUCGGUGCAGCUCUCCACUAUCCAGGAGCCCGUCACGGUGCGAGGGUGGCCCAUGGGCCUGGCCCUGGCCUCCGCCCCGUCCAUCACCGUGUCUUUGACAGCCACGGGCUUCCAGAAGAUGAUGUCUGUGAUGGCCUCCGUCAACCUGCCGUCAAGGAGAGGACAGUACAAGGUGAAGACCAACCAGCGCACGCAGGAGCUCGCCUCCAUACGAGCUCAACCCAAAGGAUCUGUAAAGCUGCACUGCCAGAGAUCUCCACUUCUCUAUGCUGACAGGCACCCAGACCUCAAGAAAGAAGUGACAGGCUUCAAUGAGAUCCUGCUAGAGAAAACUUUGUAAAAAAAAAAAAUCACAGGUAAAAGAUAAUUUGCCAAAGAGGGGCAGUAACUGUAAAGCUACAUUUUUAUAAUAUGACACAGAGGGAACAAACUUUGUAUUUUACACUGUCACCUUGCAUUUUUUGUAUCUGAAUUAGACUACUAAACAGUGUCGAAAUACAUGUCUUCAGUAAGGAUGCAGAGAUUACCAAAGGUCUGCAACGUUGCUUAACAAUGUUGUAACAGGAGGUCAGGUAAGACCUUUAAUGCAGUGUUGACAUAUCUGGAGACAACGCUCAUCUUGAAUCCUUUAGAUCUUCCAGAAAUAAUGUCUCACUAGGUGUGAGACAGGCCAGGUGUUAUUUUUUUUUAAAGCCAUUUAUGUGCCAAGUGUCCCACAUAUAGAAAACAAUGAGACAGAUGUGAGUCGUGUUUAUAUUGCAGUCCCUCUAAGACAAGACAGACAGAGUCCUAUAUAAAAGAAAUCUUUGUACAAGUGAAAUAAUAUGUGGCACAGUCUUAGCACCUUAAAAGCAGAGGACGUGUGAUUGCUGACGUAUUGGGCCUUGUGAGGAGUGCCUUUCUUUUUAAAAGCUACACUCAAAUCAGAAAUGAACUGUUGGUAAAUGUAUUUACUUAGUUGAUUAUUUAUACGUGAUUUCAUAUAUUAAAUCCGGGUGUAAAAACAGUGGUGAUUCAGAUGCACAUAUGACUUUAGAUGUUAAAAUCCAGCAUUUACUAGUGUGUUUGAUGCAGGGAUAAUGAUAACUAAGCAAAUAUUGCACAUGCAAUGCACGUAUUGCACAUUAAAGCACGCACUUGCUGACAUACAGCAAGAGAUAGACAAUAUAGCAUAACUAGUGUAAAACCAGGAAAGGACAAACCUGGGUUUAUUCAAAUUGCUGCUUUUGUAAAUUGUAUUUUGUAACAUAUACACCAACGAGAUAACUGACGAAACGACGAAUUUGUGUUGGCUUUCAUCCAAAGCAAUUCAAGUACUGUACAGCAUGACCAAAGUCUUUUUACACUACAGUGUUUGUGUGGGAAAACAAACCUUUAUGAUGUUUAGUUUUAACAAAAAUUAUGCAUUUAACUUUACACUUGUGUUUUUUGAUCCAACAUGUUACCUUCAGGGACUCUAGUGUUCUUAACACUAGGUUUUGUCAGUGGUACCAAGGGAUCAUUGAAUCCAAACUUGAUUUAUAUUAAUAGUUAAAUGACAGUUUGUUAAAAUAAAUAUUUGUGUCAAAAAUAA
Molecule: messenger RNA, 4425 nt
Organism: Mugil cephalus (flathead mullet)
Lineage: Eukaryota; Metazoa; Chordata; Actinopteri; Mugiliformes; Mugilidae
Product: unconventional myosin-XIX
Exons: 24
Coding region: 310-3192 (960 amino acids)
Biological process (GO): vesicle transport along actin filament; actin filament organization
Cellular component (GO): myosin complex; vesicle; cytoplasm
Molecular function (GO): microfilament motor activity; ATP binding; actin filament binding
Source: RefSeq, a predicted model, not a curated record